This is a messenger RNA of Xenopus laevis (African clawed frog), 3514 nucleotides long. It is a transcript of the gene nol11.S, whose product is annotated as nucleolar protein 11 S homeolog. Gene Ontology annotation, biological process: maturation of SSU-rRNA. Gene Ontology annotation, molecular function: RNA binding. Gene Ontology annotation, cellular component: nucleolus; nucleus. The record is from RefSeq and is a predicted model, not a curated record. The transcript has 19 exons. The coding region runs from base 66 to 2255 and encodes 729 amino acids. Lineage: Eukaryota; Metazoa; Chordata; Amphibia; Anura; Pipidae.
GUCAGACAGCGCUUUACUCCACACAGCUCCCACGUUUGUCUCAUGUUAAUGACGUCAGUGUCAAGAUGGCCGCUCUCAGUGAGCACUUCACGUUGUGCGGACUUCUUACCGGGACCGAUGACGGAAAAAGCGAGAUACUUGGGGUGGAACCAGCAGGGGAGCCAGACAGGGUGUUGGUGACGGACUCUGUACAGGCUGUAACUUUGUAUAAGGUCUCUGAUCAGAAGCCACAAGGAGCAUGGGCAGUAAAACAAGGACAAAGCAUUACCUGCCCAGCUGUAUUGAAUCCUGAAUCUGGAGAAUUUAUUGUUGUUCAUGAUGACAAGGUUUUAAGAAUAUGGAAAGAAGAUAAUGUGAAUUUGGAUAUUGCUUUUAAAGCCACACUUUCCGCUGAUGUCUGUCGAAUCCAUACUCUCCCUAAUACCGAUCCACUUGUGCUGUUCAAAGGAGGAGCCGUCCACUUCUUAGACUCUUUACUCACUGACCCCCAGCAGAAAAUUGGAACUGUUCUUUCAGAUGGAGAGAGGAUUGUGUGGUCAGAGAUCUUUGCAGAUGAUGGACAGCCUCUCAUAGUCUAUCUUACACAGCAGUUCUCCAAUUAUUUUGUGUACAUUCACAAGUUCAGUCCAGUUUGUGUUUGUAAAUAUCAUCUUAAACCAAACACAGAAGAUUCCACUAUCCUGGACUGUUCCGGGUCUGUGAAAAGUAAAAUAUUCACUCUUCUUACUUUGUACUCUAGUGGGCAAGUUUGCCAGACUCCAUUCCCAGUGUCACUCAUUAACAAGGAAACAGAGAGGGUUGUUUCAGCAUCACCGCUUUUGCAACUGUCUGGACCAAUAGAAGUGGGAGCACUAAACUUCCUUGAUGAGUCGCAUGUAGCUGUGCUCAUUUCAUCUUCAUCCGAACAGAAAGAAUGCCUCUCCAUAUGGAACACAACAUUUCAGACAUUGCAGGCUGCUCGCAACUUCCAACAGAGGACAAGUGCACAGCUAUGGUGUUACGACAAUAAACUGUUUGUGCCCCACGGGAAGACCCUGGUAGUGGUUCCAUAUGUUUGUGAAGCAUCCUGCUUGGCAUCUGUUCUCGGAAAAAGCAGAAACAUCCAAACAUCAGUUUUAGAAAAUGUUCCUUUUGUAAAUUGGGACAAGCUUGUAGGAAAGGAUCCAGAAACCAAACCAUCCAACGCUGGUGCCCAGAAAAAAGUGUUGCAGCUUUCAGAGAGGGGAGCAACCAGGGAGAGAAAAACAAAUGCAAAUGCAGGAAACGGCACAGAAAGCAUAUUGUACCCCUUUGAUGUCCAGAAUAUUUCUCAAACACAGACUGAAGCCUUUGUGCAGCAACUACUCCUGGGCAAAGAAGAUACCGAUUUCCAGAUCACUGUUGGCAAAAUAACCCAAGGCUUGGUAAAGUGGUGUAUGGCUGAUCCCAAGUUUUAUCCACAGAGUUCUUUUGUUCAGCUUGUUCAGACCAACACUCUGUCCUACAGUCUGUGUCCAGAUUUAUUGUCACUCUUUCUGGAGAAGAGAGAUGUACCCCUACUUCAGCUUUGCUUGCAUUCUUUUCCUGAUGUCCCAGAAGUCAUUCUCUGCUCGUGCCUUAAGGCCUUUUUAAGUAUCAGUGAGAAAUUGGUGAAUGCUGCACAAAUUAACACAGAGUUGGCCUCCUUAUAUAUUGAUGUGGGAGAUAAGGACAAAGAACACAAAUAUACGGAGCACCCAGAAGAACCCAGUGUGCUACAGAAUGGAUUCAGCCCAACUGCUUUGGAAGAAGACAGCUGUGAUGAACUAAUAGCAGAGAGUUUGCCACAAACCACUCAAAAGGCAACUUGCCCAAUAAGCAUAAAAAGAGCUGUACUAGUAAACUCCAUUCUGAUAUCUCCUUACAACGAGAGCUUUCUUCUGCCGCAUCUCAAGGAUAUGUCAGGUGACCAAGUGAUGUUUUUUCUUAGGUAUUUGCUGUACUUGUAUCUGAAGUUCAAUGAAAAUAUUACAAUAAACCAUCCAGGAAAGCAAAUGCCCACUGUCAGCCAGAUUGUGGACUGGAUGAGCAUGUUAUUGGAUGCGCAUUUUGCCACUGUGGUGAUGCUGUCCGAUGCCAAGGCACUGCUGAACAAAAUUCAAAAGACAGUAAAAAGCCAGCUGAAGUUUUAUUCAGAAAUGAACAAGAUCGAGGGCUGUUUAGCAGAGCUGAAGGAACUGAAGUGCCCUGCAAGAGUCUCCGCCAGAUAUUCUAUAGAAGUGCUCCAACUCUACUGAAAUAUAUUUUCUGGGAUUUUCACAUCUCGUGCUUUACACCCGCUGCUCUGUUAUUCUAGCCAGUUGCUCUGAUUUGGUGGCCUUCCUGCAGCACACAUGUAAAUGUCACAAUGAACUCCGGUCCGGCACUUUGCGUCAUGUUCAGUUGAUAAAGAGAUGACUGCUGCAUGUGUGUUUGUGUUGUACUGCAAUGCCCCUAAAGAAGCCCCCAGCAAGCCCAGAGCUCCGCUGCAGCUCCUGUAUCCUAAUAUCCUGUAGAUUAUAUCCUUAUAAUCUGUGUUUAAGGGUUUAAUUUCUAUCAUAUGACUAACUGAGACUUGUGUAUUAUAAUCAAUAAUGUACUUCAUGUUGUUAAAUAUGAGAGAUAUUAGCAAUGUCACCUUGCACUUGUUUCUCCUACCUCCUCUAUUUUACUGACGGACAUCGACCAUGAGUAAUCCUACCUAGGUAAUCAGUGGAAGCGUAAAUAUGGCAAUUUUGUUUAUGUAUUUUCCUUUUAUGUAUGUAAUUAAACUUUAUUUUCUUGUUUGUUGGAAAUAAAUAAACAGAACUUGGAAAAAAAAAAAAUAUGAGAGAUAUUAGAAAUCACCUCGACGUUCCAUGGAUUCUGUCACUGGAAACAUGUUUUUUUCAUAACACAUCAGUUAAUUGUGCUGCUGCAGCCAAAUUCUGCAUUCAAAUCUGUUUUUAACAGAGCAAACAGAUGUUUUAUAAUUACAUUUGAAAUGUGACAUGGGGCUAGACAUGUUAGUUUCCCUGGUGCCCUGAGUCAUAUGACUUGUGCUCUAAUAAACUUCAGCCACUCUACUGCUAUACUGCAAGUUAAGGCCCCCAUACACGAGCUGAUAUAAGCUGUGAAAUGUUGAUUGGGUAGGUUUAAAAAUCCAAUCGGAUCAAGGAACUCAUCAGUUUGUUGAUGCGGUCCUUGAGCUGACUCCAUAUUCUCCUCAUUUUGAUCCACUUGCGAUCAGAUCUGCCCGAUAUCACCCACCUCAAGGAAGAAAAGCGGACUAUCAUUUUGCUCUGAAAUUAGCAGAGUGUGUUUGUGCCAGAGCCGACACAAUAAUUCCAGAUGCAAAAGGAAGAGGAGGCUAUUGGCCUCAUAGGAGCAGAUUUCCGCUCCCAUAUGGCACUAGGCUAAGUUGGUGAAACUAUAGCUCAAGGGUAGCCUAUGAUUAUAAGUGCCCCCUUAGGCACGAAACACCUAAGGCUUUUGUUAUUGUGUAUGGACAAAAUAAACUAAGUGCUUUUAUUUUAAA